AUGACGGUGCCGCCUUGGUUCAAAUCGUUUGCCCUCAAAUUUGUGCUGCCCGUGGCUUUUUUGGCGGCUGCUAUCAUCCGGCCAUGCUUCUUCUCGAUUCUCUAUGUCGCAUUGGCGCUGACGUCAGCGAUUCUACCGUCGAUUCGGGCGCAUCACGCAUUGCCAAAAAUUAUUGGGACGUUCGUGACGAUCGCUCAUCUCGUUUCGCUCGGCAUCGGACUUGGCGUCACUUCGUAUCAGAUCUCCGAGCAUGUGAUUCAUAAGAACUCGACGACGUACAUUUGCAAUCGUGCCGACACGACGUUCUUCCGCAGUUUGGGUCUCGUUCGAUUCCAUUCGACGGGCACGUUCGAAUCGGUUCGCGCUUACCUGCCGGAAGUGAUCUCGGUGACGACGUCGCUCGUCGUCUUCGUCGUCGUCAUGUUCUGCUCGCAUCGCAAUCAGAAUUUGGACAUCGUCGGCGAUGUGGUGUCGGUGCGCGAUUCGCAAACCCAAAUUCAAAGUCAGAAUUCGAUGAUGUGGAAGGCGCUUCUGAAUUCGUUGCGACGACUCACAAACUUCUUGAUUGUCAUGUUCAUGGCUUAUGUUGGAGUUGUGAAGCCAUCUCUUGCCAAUUUCGUCUACUUCGCUGCAUUUUUAUUCUUCUCGACAUGGUGGUCGACGUACAAGCCGCUUCGGCACAGCGUCUACAACAAAGUCAAAUUGUUCCUCAUCUUGUUCGCUGGACUCCACGUGAUAUUGUUGUAUUCGUAUCAGAUUCCGAUUGUCCACAACUCGUGGAUACCAAAACGAAGUGCUGUCGCGCGAUUGCUCGGCUUGAACAUUCUCAUCGACGCGAAAUGUCCCGAAUGGUGGAAAUAUCCGUUUGUGGCGCCGGAUUUCGAUUCGCGGAAUCUGCUCAUGAAAUGGCCGCUCUAUGCGAAUCCGAUUGUGGUUUUGGUGUUCUACUACGCGCUCGUCAUUCAAUACAAGUUCACGAAAAACGGAUCUCGACAAUACUUUGACGAUCAUGACAUUGGAUCAUCAGUGCACGAGGAGCGGUUCGCGUCGGCUGGAACCGUCGAGUCGCAUGUCGAUGAUGAGCCGGAGCAUCUGAUAACGAUUGGCGAAACGCAGACGACGACGACGCCGUCGUCGACGAAUGGAGCAUCGCGUGGACGGGGCAACACAUUGCUUCUUGGCAAUGAUCCGGACCAUGAGAGCAGCACACAGCCUUCGGAUACGCAGACGUCGAUUCCGAUGAGGAAGGUGACGUCGCAAGUGGAUCGUUCCAAACUUAAUAAUAUUUUUAAUGCCAAUCGCGAACAGGAAUCGGCGGCGUCGAAAGGAAUGAUCGCGGUGAUCUCGUUUGUGAUCUACCACGCCUAUUCGCUCGCCCUGACCGCAAUGAUGGUGUGGGCGCUCCUCUAUCAUUCCAUAUUCGGUUUGAUUCUGCUCAUCAUCACGUGCGUCCUUUGGAUUUUCCGCGACACCCGAAAAGCGGCGUUUACGAUAUCGCCGCUCAUUUUGGCGUAUAUUGAGUUCCUUCUUCUCCUUCAAUAUGUGCUCAGUAUGGAUGUUCAUAAUGAGAUUGGUGAUCCGAAAUGGAUGGAUUUCGUCGGAAUUCAUUGGAUGAAGAUCCCGUCGCAUGCUCUCGUCAUUCUUUGUGUACAGACGCUUCUCAGCUUGCCGGUGUUUUUGUUGGUUCGACUUGCUCGACGAGAAAAGUAUUAUGCGUCUUUGAGCGAUUUUGAGCGACAGAGAAGGAUUCAAUCGUAUGGUACAUUUGGAGGAACGAGAGCUGGUGGUGGAGUAGCAGUUGCCAAGGAUCCGAAGAGUCGAAAAUUGGCGGCAUUUGUGAAAUAUUGUUCGACGAAAAUCUCGACCUACUUCAUUUUCGUUGUUUCGCUCACAUUGCUCAUCGUCGCCACUUAUGCGAAGCCGACGUUUUACAAUAUUGGAUUUUUCGCCAUUUGGGCAUUGUCGAUUGUCUACUUGAAGAUUUCUUUCCGACUCUUCCGUGGUGUUGCUUAUGUCUUCUGGCUCUCAUUGACGUUCUACACUUCGCUGGUUAUCAUCAUCUUGUAUAUUUAUCAAUUUAAAGGGGUUGCUAUAUGGCUUCAGAAUACUACGGGAUUGUCGAAAGAUUGGCUUGAAACGAUUGGUUUGGUCGAUUAUUCUGCAAUUGGAGAAUCUGGAACGCUAUUCCUCCGAUUGUUCGCGCCGAUCUGUUUGUUCGUCGUCACAAUGCUCCAAUUGAAGUUCUUCCAUGAUGCUUGGCAGCAGGCGGUCUCGCCGAUUCGAGCCGAUGCCGGCGAUUCGAGAACACCGUCGAUGCAGCUGCUGAGACGUGAGUCAUCAUCGAACAUUUUUAAAAGAGAAUAUUUGUCUUAA
Molecule: messenger RNA, 2373 nt
Organism: Caenorhabditis bovis
Lineage: Eukaryota; Metazoa; Nematoda; Chromadorea; Rhabditida; Rhabditidae
Source: the annotation of a GenBank genome assembly